This is a messenger RNA of Closterium sp. NIES-65, 1695 nucleotides long. Lineage: Eukaryota; Viridiplantae; Streptophyta; Zygnematophyceae; Desmidiales; Closteriaceae. The record is from the annotation of a GenBank genome assembly.
AUGGCGUGUCGGGCGAUGGGCCAACAGUGCCCAACCCGCACGGUGGUGCAUGGGAGCACGCGGCUGCCUGGCCGAACAUCCCAGCUGCUGCAGCCGCGGCGGGCACUGGCGCAGGGGGGGGGGGGGAGUGGGAGUCGUAGUGGUGUUGACAUGCGCGCGUUCAUGAGUCCAAGGGUGUCGCAGGACGAGUUACGCAGUGCUCUCGUGGAGUUGUUUGCUGAUGCGGAUCUUCCGUUUCGUCUUGUCGACCGAGCUUCGUUCCGUCGAUUUGUCGCCUUGCUGAAUCCAUCGGCCAAGGAUUUGCUGGGGUCACGUUACCGUUUGGCACGGGACAUGCAAGCAUUCAGUGAGGUGGCUCGAGAGGAGCUGAGGCAGGAGAUCUUUGGCGACGGUCUCGCGGGGAGGGUGUCCCUUAGCUUGGACAUCUGGACCAGUGAGAACCAUACAGCUUUCAUGUGUGUGACCGUCCACUGGAUCACUAGUGACUUCAGGCUACGUUCGGGGAUUUUGGAUUUCGUGCAGUUGGAGGGUUCGCACACAGGGUCUCUCAUAGCACAGACCCUCGAGCGCAUCUUGACCGAGGCUGGCCUGCAGGAUGUAGUGUUUGCUGUGACGACGGACAAUGUGGAGAACAACAACAAGGCGAUGCGCCUUCUGUCGGGGGACCCAGCAGAGGGGCCAGGGGCCUGGACAGCUAAUCCACUGCUCGACAUUGCGCGUCACGUUCGCUGUCUUGCACAUGUCAUGAACAUUGCAGUGCAGGAGGCAUUGAAGUUGGACGAUGUGAAGGAGGCGUUGAAACGCCUACGGGAUGCGUGUUCGUACAUUGGAUGGUCGGUCCAGCGGUCAGAGGCUUUUGCCAGUCUGCAGCGCAGGUUGGCAGGCAGAGACAACGCGAAGGUGCUACGUCUGAUCUGCGACUCGCCUACACGUUGGGGCUCCACUUACGAGAUGAUCUGCCGUGCCUUGGAGCUGCAGCAGGCACUGACGGUGUUUUCCAGCUGGACUGACGUGGGUGAUAGGCUCCGGCUACGCGAGCAGCUCGACAAAAUACGUCUCAGUGACGUCCACUGGGACGCGCUUGUCGAGCUGAAGAACUUUCUUCAGCCCUUCCACUCGAUCACCACGGUAGCUGAGGCUUCCUUGUACCCAACAGCUGCAGCAGUGGUGCCGCUGUACAACCAACUGCUGGACAACAUGGAAAUCACCUACCGCGAGCCAGCCGUCUCACCCCUCACACAGGCCCUCAUCACCAAAGCCCUCGGCAAGCUGAAGAAGUACCCGUACGGCACCAAGGAAGAGUUGGCAAUCGCCACCUUCCUUGACCCCCGUUACAAGACCAUCUUCUUCCAGAUGCCCCAGUGGGAGGCGCUCAAUGCAGCGCAAGUGACAGAAGUGGGGGGAUGUGCUAGGAGUGUGCAGGGCGUGGAUGAGCCGACGGUGAUGCGCCUGGUGCGCGAUCGUUUGGUCGCAUAUGAGGAGAGGGUGCGCAGUCGGGGAGGUGGUGGUGAGGUUACGAGUGGCAUGGGGGAGGUCACUGACGGCGCUGGUGUUAGUGUUCAAGCCGCAGGGACCGCCCUCAUGGCUAUCAAGUCAUGGAUGGCGCAGAACACGAGCGGCAGGUCAUUGAACGUGGCAGGGGCUGCGCGUUUGCUUGUGGAGUUGUGCUAUGAGGCCGAGGACGAUGGGUUUUGA